UUAGGUAAAAUUUUGCUUAUAAGCAUUGUUAGACUAUUGGGCUGUCUUGACUGAUCACCCAGGCUUAAGAAGCAGAGUUCUUUGCUUCCUGGUUCACCAUGGCUAAAAUGCUGAUUUACUGGUCUCAGACACUUCCCAGCUGGGUGACCCUGGGCAAGUCACUUGACCCCCAUUGCCUAGUCCUGACCACUCUUCUGCCUUGGAGCCAAUACACAGUAGUGAUUCUAAGAUGGAAGGUGAGGGUUUAAAAGAAAAUAAAAUGCUGAUUGAGUGCACCAUACUCUGAAAUCUAUAGCUCAUAGAGUAGGUGGGCUGAAAGAAGCUAUAAGGUCACCUUAGCCAAGCCUUCCCCUUUAUAUAUGAGGACAUGAAGGCCCAGCAGGGUUGGGAUCUGUGCCACAGUUUGUGACAGAGAGGCAGAACCAGAACUCAGAACUCCUACCUCCCAGUCUAGGGACUCUGCACUAUACCUGAUGGGCGGUCUGCCACCUUAGAGGAAUUGGGCCGCGGUGUUUGAAGAGGGAACUUGUGGAAAGGGCACUGGGAAGAACACUGGGCCCUAGUCAAAUGACUUGAUGUCGGUUACUCUGAAAUUCUGCCGGUUGACCCAGUGUUGCCUCUCCAGGGGAAGAAAGAAGCCAGAAGGCCUGGAAGCAUUUAUUGAAAGCCUGUGGCACCUUCUUUCUGAUUGAAACCCAGAGGGAAGUGGCUGAUCAGAGAAAAUGAGGGGGGCCGGGGAAGGGACUCAAAGGAAGGGCCAGGAGGAGCAAGCACCCUGUUGACUCUUGGCUGCGGUGUCUUCCUCACAGCUGGCAUCUUGUACGAUGCAAACUGGCUUUUCCCCAUAAUCCAUCUCAGGGCCAGUGGAGCCCAGAUUAGAGAUGCUGGAAAAGUCUUCUCAUUUAGGUGGAGAUUCUCUAGAUCUAGUGUCUGUCCCCUCCCCCGUGGAACAAGUCAGGCUUUGGGGAAAGCUGUGUUCUGCCUGGCUCUAGGAGAGAUCUUAUGCAGACCAGUCCUCUUGUGUUCCUUGCAGUCAGUGAAGUGGUGGCGGAAGCGUGUAUAGACUGUCACAGGCCCACACUGGCCCCGCUGGGUCUGGGGGUGGGGUGGCAAGUUCUGUCUCUCCCCAAGCAUUUCUAGAGUUCACCAGCCCCAUUCUGUGGCAGCCCCAGGUACUGCUGAGGGAAGGAAGAGCCAGGCCCCCUUCCGGGGCUGGGGUUGCACACCCUUAACCAAUGAGAAGCCCUCCUUGCUCUAAAGCCAUUGGCUCACAGGCAUCGAGUGACAAGGAAGAGCUCCUGGGUGAGGCUGUGCCCCAGUCGAAGAAGAGAAGAUGGGACCUCAAAUAUCACCAAAGGAGAGUGGCUUGGGAAGGUUGCCCCAGAGAUGUGGGUAAUGCAGCCCUUGGCCCAAGUAACAUCAGGCUCCAGGUUCACCCUGGGAAAGUCCUGCUAGUGGAGCAGUUUCUUUCCUGACCACAGGAGGGGACUUGCUGUACAGACAGUUGGACUCCCUCUCUUGUGUUGGUGAAUAAGCUUUGUUCCCACGAUGCCCAGCAAAACUGACUCUUGGCUCUCCUUCCUUCUUCCUGAGACCAUAAGCCUCCUGGCCUCUCCUGUUCUGUUCCAGGCCCAACUGAUGAUGGGAACACCAAAGUUACUGGCGGGCAGCCAGCCCAUUCCUGCCUCUUCCCAGGAUGUUUGAUUUUGCCUGGUCUGUGGAGUGGGUUGGUUCUCUGGUGUGUGCAGUGGGCCUCUGCCCCACGGACAGGGCGGUGCUUGGAAACAGGAAAGCGUGAUCUCCCCUCCUCCUCAUCCCCUCCUGCCAAGCAGACUGGAGUUAGAGAGCAGGAGCUUGCCCGACUUGCCUGCCGCUGCUCCCCAUGACGGCAGAGAUCUGGGGGAAGAUUAAUGGACGUCCGGCCCUCGGACACCUGGACGCCAAGCCCAGCAGUAAGGCCAACAUGCUCCGUGGCCGCAACUCAGCCACCUCUGCUGACGAGCAGCCACAUAUCGGCAAUUAUAGGCUCCUCAAGACCAUAGGCAAGGGCAACUUCGCUAAGGUUAAGCUGGCCCGGCAUGUCCUAACCGGCAAGGAGGUGGCGGUGAAGAUCAUUGACAAGACCCAACUCAAUUCUUCCAGCCUCCAGAAACUGUUCCGGGAAGUAAGAAUAAUGAAGGUUUUGAAUCAUCCCAAUAUAGUUAAAUUAUUUGAAGUGAUUGAGACAGAGAAGACACUUUAUCUUGUGAUGGAGUAUGCUAGUGGAGGAGAGGUAUUUGAUUACCUGGUAGCUCAUGGGAGGAUGAAGGAGAAAGAGGCCCGAGCCAAGUUUCGACAGAUAGUGUCGGCUGUACAGUACUGUCACCAGAAGUUCAUUGUGCAUAGAGACUUGAAGGCAGAAAACUUGCUCCUGGAUGCUGACAUGAACAUCAAAAUUGCUGACUUUGGCUUCAGUAACGAGUUUACCUUUGGCACAAAGCUGGACACUUUCUGUGGCAGUCCCCCCUAUGCUGCCCCAGAACUCUUCCAGGGCAAGAAGUACGAUGGGCCUGAGGUGGACGUCUGGAGCCUCGGGGUCAUCCUCUACACGCUGGUCAGCGGCUCCCUGCCUUUUGACGGCCAGAACCUCAAGGAGCUUCGAGAGCGGGUUCUUCGAGGGAAGUACCGGAUCCCAUUCUACAUGUCCACAGACUGUGAGAACCUGCUUAAAAAAUUCCUCAUUCUCAAUCCUAGCAAGAGGGGCACAUUAGAGCAAAUCAUGAAAGAUCGGUGGAUGAAUGUGGGGCAUGAGGAAGAUGAGCUCAAGCCAUAUGUAGAGCCCCUGCCAGACUACAAGGACCCCCGACGGACAGAGCUGAUGGUUUCCAUGGGCUACACUCGAGAAGAGAUCCAGGACUCACUGGUGAGCCAGAAAUACAAUGAGGUGAUGGCCACCUACCUGCUCCUGGGCUAUAAGAGCUCCGAGUUGGAGGGUGACACAAUCACAUUGAAGCCACGACCGUCAGCAGAAUUAACCAACAGCAGUGUCCCAUCCCCAUCCCAUAAGGUACAGCGGAGCGUCUCUGCCAACCCAAAGCAGCGGCGCUUCAGUGAUCAGGCUGGUCCUGCCAUCCCCACCUCCAACUCCUACUCAAAGAAAACCCAGAGUAACAAUGCAGAGAACAAGCGGCCUGACGAGGAGCGAGAAUCUGGGCGAAAAGCUAGCAGCACCGCCAAGGUGCCCGCCAGCCCCCUGCCUGGCCUUGAAAGGAAGAAGACCACCCCGACCCCCUCCACGAAUAGCGUGCUCUCCACCAGCACUAACAGGAGUCGGAACUCCCCGCUAUUAGAGCGGGCCAGCCUAGGCCAAAGCUCCGUCCAGAAUGGCAAGGACAGCCUAACCAUGCCGGGCUCCCGGGCCUCCACAGCCUCUGCCUCCGCCGCUGUCUCUGCGGCCCGGCCCCGCCAACACCAGAAGUCCAUGUCAGCCUCCGUGCACCCCAACAAGGCCUCGGGGCUGCCCCCGACAGACAGUAACUGUGAGGUGCCCAGGCCCAGCACAGCUCCCCAGAGGGUCCCUGUGGCCUCCCCCUCAGCCCACAACAUCAGUAGCAGUGGGGGAGCCCCAGAACGGACCAACUUCCCCCGGGGUGUGUCAAGCAGAAGCACCUUCCACGCCGGGCAGCUGCGCCAGGUGCGGGAUCAACAGAACCUGCCCUACGGGGUCACCCCUGCCUCUCCUUCCGGCCACAGCCAAGGCCGACGAGGGGCCUCGGGCAGCAUCUUCAGCAAGUUCACCUCCAAGUUUGUUCGCAGAAAUCUGUCUUUCAGGUUUGCCAGAAGGAACCUGAAUGAACCCGAAAGCAAAGACCGAGUGGAAACCCUCAGACCGCACAUGGUGGGCGGCGGGGGCAGCGACAAGGACAAGGACGAAAACCGAGAGGCCAAGCCGCGCUCGCUGCGCUUCACCUGGAGCAUGAAGACCACCAGCUCCAUGGAGCCCAACGAGAUGAUGCGGGAGAUCCGCAAGGUGCUGGACGCUAACAACUGCCAGUGCGAGCUGCAGGAGAGGUUCAUGCUGCUCUGCAUGCACGGGACGCCCGGCCACGAGACCUUCGUGCAGUGGGAGAUGGAGGUGUGCAAGCUGCCGCGCCUCUCCCUCAACGGGGUGCGCUUCAAGCGCAUCUCGGGCACCUCCAUGGCCUUUAAGAACAUCGCCUCCAAGAUUGCCAACGAGCUCAAGCUUUAACAGGCUGCCGGGGGGCCGGAGCAGCCCCGGCGGCGCCCCCUCCCCAGGACCAGAGGGCCGGGGCCGGGGCCGGGGCCGGAGCUGGGCCUGCCCCCCCUUUCCUUUCCAGUUUUUUCCUCCGCAUUUGUGGGGGAGGGAAGGUUGUUCCCCCUCCCCCCCACAGCCCCCCGACAAGAAACAAGGAAUGUGGGGGCGGGGUACCCCGGGUACUGCGGUUGCACAGAGUAUUUCGCCGAAACCAAGAAUUUUUUUAUUACCAAAAAAAAAAAAAAGCACCGGACACCUCCUUGCCCUUCUCCUGGGGUAGUGCAGACUCCUGAUGGCAUUUCCUCACGCCUGGAUCCCCUCUUCCCAGAGAGGGACGGGGGUUGGCUGCCCCUCACCCGCCAGACUGGGCCAGUCGAGGUCUUGCCCUGCCCCCCAUCUUCUCCUCUAUAAACCACCAGGGGUUGCCUUUCUAGCCUCGGCCCCAGCAUCGAGGCCUGGGAGGGGGGCGGUGCUGGGGGCAGGUGGGGGGGUCUACUUUCGGUGCCAUUUCCUCCUGCCCCCCUCCGCUGGGCAUUCACUUUCCACAAGCUGCUGUUGGGGGGCGGGGAGGAGCCUUUCUCCCUCGACCUCCCCUCCCCUAAGGAAGCUUGGGCCUCCGAGGCCAUCCACAGGGUCAAUUCCUGGCUCCCCCCCUGCCAAAUGUCUAGGGAACAUGGGUGUGGGGACGGCAGGAAGGGCCGGGGAGGACAGCCCCUCCCCCAUCUCAUUGGCAUUAAGUGGGCAGUGGCCGGGCGGCCGGCGGCAGCGGCGGCUGCUUCUCUCUCCAUCUCGGUUCUUUGCUUCUCGUUGCUGGCCCGGGCCCUGCAGCUCUGGGGUCAGGGUGCCCGGGCUGCGGGUCUGAGCCCUGGGGCGUCCUCGGGCGAGCUCACAGCCUCCCCCAGAUGGAGGCGGGAAGAGGACCGGGGCGCGAGCUGGUGGCGGCCGCUGCAUCCCUUAAUUUAUUUCUCUGCUGUUUCUGUUCUUGAGAAAUGAGGUGGGGGAGGGAGGGCUGCGCACACAGGCUGCUCCCGCCCGCACCCGAGUUGUACAUUUUUGUGAUGGGUUUUAUUUUUUAUUAUUAUUAUUUUAUUUUUUGUUUUUUUUUGUUUUUGAUUUAUGAUGCCUUCCCUUUAUACCUCCCUGUCACCCCCAGCCCGAGGCUCAGCAGCGAGCAGAGCCUCUGGGGGCCUGGAAGGGCGCCUCCACAAGCCCCCUGCCGCCCCAGAGGAGGGCUCCGACUCCAGACCAAGGGCUUCCCCUCCCCCUCCCCCUCGGAGCCCACCCAGGGUGGGACCAGCUCAGCUUCUGAGGGGCGGGGGCUGGGGGGGCCCAGGGACCGCCGUCGGCCCCCCUUGCCCUCCCCCGCCCUCACAGCUCCCCCUUCCCAUACUUAGUUUCUCCUCUGGAUCAGACACACGUAAUAAAGAGAAUGUUUGGAAUCUGA
Messenger RNA from Monodelphis domestica (gray short-tailed opossum), 5699 nucleotides. NCBI's taxonomy places the organism in Eukaryota, Metazoa, Chordata, Mammalia, Didelphimorphia, Didelphidae. The record is from RefSeq and is a predicted model, not a curated record.